This is a messenger RNA of Pogona vitticeps (central bearded dragon), 4395 nucleotides long. NCBI's taxonomy places the organism in Eukaryota, Metazoa, Chordata, Lepidosauria, Squamata, Agamidae. The record is from RefSeq and is a predicted model, not a curated record.
AUGGAUGACCGGGACGAUGGCACCAUUCCCUUACUGGAUGGAGAAGCAGGACAGACGGUGAACCUGAAUACAUCCACAGACUGGCCAGGACUGUGGAACGCGAGUGAAGGGAACCCGUUCCCAGUUGAAGGUUGGAAACCCCUGACUGACCCGUUGUUGGCAGGAGAGAAGCCUGCUGCUGAAAGUGGUGAAGAAGAGGAAAAAAAGAUUCAGCUGAGCCCGUGCGUUGCCCCAGGGAAUUGCUUGCCUCCACAAGGCAUCAGUGUCCUUGAGAAACUCAUCAAGACCUUUCCAGCUUGGUUUCACCUGAGCCUCAGUCAGGAGACAGCAGCUGAAAUACUUCGCAAAGAACCAGCGGGGAUAUUCAUGGUGAGGAAAGAAGAGAAAAUGGAAAACCUGUUCCUCUCAGUUCAUAAUCCAAGUCAUACGGAGGCUUCUGAGGUCUUGGAGUACACUAUUAAAAAAGAAAAAUCAUUGCUGUACUUGGAAGGGUCUCUGCUUGUGUUUGAAGAUAUCUUCAGACUGGUUGCAUUCUACUGUGUCAGUAGAGAUUUGCUUCCCUUCACACUAAGACUGCCACAAGCAAUAUUGGAAGCCAGGAGUGUUACAGACCUAGAAAUCAUCUCUAGCCUGGGGAUAGGAUUCUGGGAUUCUUCGUUAAACCAAAAGCGACGAGAGAGGCUUCCCCAUUCUGCGGAAGGCCCUGCUUUCACCACAGCCCAGGUCAAAAAAGUAAAAAACUCUACCCAGUGUUUUGCAAGCGGCACAAGCAACUGUUCAUGUGAAACUGAGCUGUCAGUAGGAAAUGACAGGCUGUGGUUUGUGAAUCCUAUUUUUGUAGAAGAGAGAAGCGGACAGUUUCCCCCAAAUGCUCCUCCUCCUCCUCCUCCUCCUCACAACUGCAGGAAGACUUCUUCUUUUAUUGGGGAUACUGUGAAAAUACCUCCAAAGACAUCUCCAAGCCGCCGCCCCCCUCCUCCGCCCCCACCACUUCUACAUACUCUGAAGCAAUCUAAGAAAUUUUCCAUGACCACCUCUGAAGACAACCACACUCAAGCCCUGGAGAAGAACAAAAAGGAGAUGAGGACUGAGAUUAGCAGUAACAAUGAGUCAGAUGGGCAAACAAGCGUACCUCCUGGUGACCCUUCCCUACCCAAUUCUAAGAAGAAGAUUCCUCCUUCCAUUCCACCAAGGAGGAGUUUGACUGAAAGACCUUCAGGAAAGACCUGCUGUGAUAAAUCUGGGCAAGCUCCAGGGCCAGGAGGAGAACAACAGACAGCCAAGCAGAGUGUUGGGAGGGCAAGUAGUGUGAAUAAUCUCCAGUGCUUUGAAGAUCCAGAGGUGUUUGAACCAGUUAUAGAUGAAACCCCCUCAGAAGAGCAAGAAGGAAGGCCCGGGGCUGAGCAUAAGAAAAAGCCAGUUGAGCUGCAGAGGAAACUGCCAGAGAAACCAAUGGGACCUCCAGUCCCACCCCCAAGAAAGAAGAGGCUUUCUCGACAGCCAUCAUCUGCCAGCUCUGUUCAUUCAAAGCAUGUCACCAUUGAAGAGACAGAAGUGCUCCAUUCACAGGAAAACAUGCACCCUGGGGGGAAAACCUGCUCCGACGCAAAAAAGGAAUCCAAUUCUGGCGUUAAACUUGUCAGCGCUACAGAUUGUGGAGGUUCUCAUGACUCACUGCAUUGCCCUGUAACAACGCCUGCUUCUGAACCUGAUUCUUAUUCGACCAGCAGCACUGAGGAUGAGCUGGAGUCAGUGACCAGCCCUUCGGUCAAGAAGACCCAUUCCAUGAUCUUAUGCAGGGCCAAGAGCCGGCUCUCUAUGGUCAGCCUAAGUCAUGUCUUCACAGCUUUCUUGUCUGCUGACAGAAAGCUCCAAAAAAAGAUUGUGGAGUUGGCCCAGGACAAGGAUUCAUACUUUGGCAACUUGGUGCAGGACUAUAAAGUAUACAGCCUGGAGAUGAUGGCCAAGCAGAACUCUAGCACUGAGAUGCUCCAGGAGAUCCGCUUAAUGAUGACACAACUCAAGAGCUACUUGAUCCAAAGCAUGGAGCUCAAAUCCUUUGUGGACCAGACUGUCCACACAGAUGAGCAACUAGAGGUGAUUAUCGAGGCAGCUUUGCACAAGUGUGUCUUGAAGCCUCUGAAAACAGCUAUUGAUACCUACUUAAGGGAAAUCCACAGCAAAGAUGGCUCUUUCAAGCUCCUGAAGGAAAACCAGCAAAUCAUACAAAGUACAACUACCACUGACCUGGGAGUCACAACUAGUGUGCCUGAAUCUGCAGUGCUGGAGAAAAUCCUGCACAAAUUCACAACCAUGCACAAGGCCUAUUCUCCAGAGAAAAAGAUUCGCAUCCUACUGAAGUCCUGCAAACUCAUCUAUGAUUCCAUGACUCAGGGAAACCCAGGGAAGCAUUAUGGAGCAGACGACUUCCUCCCGGUGCUCAUGUAUGUUCUGGCCCGAAGUGACCUGACCGAGGUGCUUCUGAACGUAGAGUAUAUGAUGGAGCUCAUGGACCCAGCUCUGCAGCUUGGGGAAGGUUCUUAUUAUUUGAUUACUACUUACGGUGCAGUAGAACUGAUCAAGAGCUAUGAUAAGCUCACAGUCACCCGACAGCUAAGCUCUGAGGUUCAGGAUUCUAUCCAUCGCUGGGAGAGACGGAGAACACUCAACAAAGCCAGAGCAUCCCGUUCGUCUGUUCAGGAUUUCAUUGCAGUUUCCUUUCUGGAAGUUGAUUCAGAAACAAGGACACUGGCCUAUCGGAUUGACUCAACAGCUCAUCAGCUGAGUCAGCAAUGCGCUGAGAAGUUCGAAGUCUCUGGGCCUCAGAACUAUGGGCUGUUCGUUCAGGUUGAUGACCAAAGCAUGCAGCUUGAUGAUGAUGCCCUUCCUCACCGCAUCAAAUCCCAUUUGUUGAACAAGGAGCCCAAGCCAACUUUCCAUUUUAUUUAUAAACAAAUGGGCAGCGAAGAGACACCGGUUCCUGUUAUUAAGGACCCAGACAUUUUAUAGUAACAAAACUGUUCUGCUGUAGCAGACUCAUUUCUGAGAGUUGUGAUGUUUCCGCUUUCAAAGCAUUUUUGAUCUUCACUGCUAGAAGAAGCUGUUAGAAAGACGGCUUCUCACUGAACUGUUCAUAGUGGGGACAGCAUUUGAAAUUCUUUCCCUGGCGUAUUUUCUUGACAAAUUUGAUUUGUCACUGUAAAGGGAAUGUUUCAAAUGAACUGCACUCUUAGGAAACUUGAGAAUUUAGAAUUUUAACUUGAGAGCAAAUGGUGUAGCCAAAGUUGGAAAAUCAGAUCCACAAUAUUGUCAGAGUUGGCCCAAGAUAUUUGGGGAUCUGUGGUGGAAAAUCCGAAUGGUUCUCCCAGAGGUAGUAUAUAAAUAGUAUAGUAAACUAAACUAUUUGGUGGUCUGCUUCACCUUUUCCAGUAGUAGGGUUGACUUUGAUUGCCAGGGAUAGCUCAAGGCAUUUGGCCGCCUGAGUCAGUGCAGGAAAUGGUGGCCUUCCACUCACCAAGGUGAAAGUGUAUAGGAACCAAGGCCAAUCAAGUUAUUUUGGCACAGGAGGCAGAAAACCCUGCAAGAAUGUCAUCUUUUAUAUUCUACUUUAUUUCUUUAUAAACAAUUCUACUUUCCUUCUUAAAGUAGAAAUAAAACAAGCAACUAAAUUCCUACAAAUUUCCUGCCCCAAAUCUGAUGUCUAAGGUAGUCAUCUCAUUUUCCCUAAUGGUAGGGCUGGCCCUACUGAACAUAUGAUGGAAAUAACAUAAGUGUAAGAUUUUGCAGUCUAAAUAGACAUUAAAAGAGAGACAGAACUGCCAGAGUCCCAUAUUUCCUUCCCAUUCUUCCUUAUAACAUUUAGUUGAACACAACCUGUGAUGUGAUAAGAGGGGAUUGCCCCACAUCAUUGGUUUUUGGUGGCAGACCAGUUUUCCAUACAGUAAUGAUGUGAUGUGUUGUGUUCACUGAGAGGUUAGUGGAAAGAGAUACGGAACUAUCACAUGCUUACAUUGCUGAUGAUACAAAUCAUAGCCAAGAGUCAGUGUUUCAAAUCUCCACCAAGGUCUCUUUGCAGAUAUCACACACAAGAUAACACAGGGAUGGAAAAUAUGUUCCCUUUCAGCAGAUGUUAAUGGACUGAAACUCCUGUCAUCAUUUUCCAGUUGCUAUAUGGUGAGGGCUGGUGCAGGCUGUGGGUAACAUUAGCCCUGUUUUAAGGGAAGACCAUUUUAUAGAUGGACUGUAUUGAGGUGGAGAGUCAGAGUUCAGUAGUAAAAGACUAGUUUGGCACAAAUACAAUCACGGUUUAAUCACAGAUAGUUAUGUGUUGUCAAGUCGGAACCGACAGCAACCCUCAUAGGGCUUUCAAAAUGUGUGAUAUAUUUAAAGAGUGGU